AUGUCCUCAUCGAAUAACAAUAGCAAAACAAUACGUUUCUUUUCGGAUACCAAUUCGAAUACACUUAUCAGAAACUCACCAUCCAACAAUACAAACUUAAAGGACAACUCUAAUCCCAUCCUCUCCAUCACCACCACCACAACUCCCAACAACAACAAAUCCACCACUCAAUCUCCUCACCAUUUAGACUUUCAACUUUCUCCAAGUACUUUACAAAACACUCGCAAAUUCUCCCUCAACAAGGAUAUAUUAAUUUCCAUGAUCAAUAAUUCAUCUACAUCUGCUACAUCUCCAUCCUCUUCAUCUAUAAAUUCUCCUUCAUCAUCUUCAUCAUCAUCACAACAAUUAAAUAAUAAUUUUUCAUCAUCAAAUAAUUUAUUCAAUUCCGUUGAUCCGGAUUCGAGGAGGCGGAGUAGUGGCGGAGAAAAUAUUAAUAUCGGUAGUGGUAAUGGUAGUGGUAAUAAUAAUGCGAGUGUUAAUAGUUUGGGAGGUGCAGGGAAUAAUUCAGUUCUCUUUUUGAAUUUGGACGAAAGAUUGGCCAUGCAAACACAGAAUGAAUUGAAUUCUUCGAGACCGAUCAAUCAUCAGAGGAAUAGACAUAAGGGAUCUGGUGGUAUUUCUGAAUAUUCAUUUACGGUGGAUGAUUUGAUAUUGCCAAAUAGUGAUAUAUCAUCACCUAGAUUGGCAAUUUCAAGUAAUUUAAAUUCGAAUAUUGUUUCUUCUAAUGUUUCGAAUGCGAAGAGUCCAACUCCUCAUUCAAAAUCAAAUUCAACGACUACAGCUACCUUUGUACCAUAUAUUUCUCCUUUAAAUACUUCGAAUAGUUUGGAAAGUAAUGAAUUGGGAACUACAGAAUUUGUCAAUUUGGAUCUCACUUCAAUUUUACCUCAUGGAAAAUUAUUGAGAUUCUUCCUUGUGAAUAAUCAGGACUAUUUCACAGACACUGUCCAAUUGAGAAAACACAGCCCCGUCAUUGCUCAGGAAAUUGAUUUCCAGCAACGAUUGAAUGAAUUUGAAAAUCAAAACACUGGAUUCUUUUCAGAUAUUUCCAUUAGAUUUGUACCGAGUGGAAGAGAGAUUCGUGCCCAUAAAUUCAUUCUCUCCAUGUAUAGUCCCGUGUUGGCUACACUGUUUAGUUCGAGAUGGAAGGAAACUCAUGAUAAUGUCAUUGAGGUUUUGACUGAAGUUAGUAAUCAGAGUGGUGGUGGUGUAAAUUUUGAGGAGGUUGACGAUGAGCAAUUAUUUGUGGAAAUGAUUCUCUGCAUGUAUAGUGGUCAGAUUUAUCAAGUGGAGCAACAUUUAAUUGUUCCAUUGUUGGAGUUAUCUGACAAGUAUCAAUUUACAGAAUUGUCGAGAGCUUGUGAGGAGUAUUUGAGAGUUCACUUGAAUGAACACAAUUGCAUUUCAUUGCUCUAUCUUGCCAAUGGAAUUUCCAUUGAGAAUACUCUUCAAUCCUCUGCAAAUACGAGACUUUCCAUUUCAUCAACAACUGGAAGCAAGUAUUCAAAGGGAAAGUUUGAUCGAUUGAAAGAGAGAGCACUCGCCUACAUUGAUACACAUUUCGAGUUGGUUUCCAAGACCAAGGCAUUCCUCUUUUUAGAUGUUAACAUGUUGAUUUUCCUCCUUAAUCGUGGUGAGCUCAGAGUUGAUUCUGAGGAUGUCAUUCUCAGUGCCAUUUUAAAUUGGUGUGAUGGUGAUCUGUGCAAUAGGAGAGAACUCUUAUUCUCAACUCUAUUGGAACAUGUUCGAUUGUACCACCUCUCUCCCAAUCGAUUGGCUCAUUUGGGUGAAGUAUUGGAAAGGUACACUGGAACAUUGGAGAAUUCCUCUCUCAUGAUGCCAUGGAUGAAUAGAAUCAUGCAAGCCAUGUCCUAUCAAAUGUCUCACACUCUCGGUUUCCAACUCUCUCAGAGUAUGCAACAGAAAAUUGCACUCGAAUGUCCUCCAAGAAAGAGAGCUACUCAAGAUAUUACAAGAAUUUCAAAUUUAUUAUCACAGGAGCAAUUUUUACAAAUUGCAGAGUGGAUUAAUGAGCAAGGAAAGCAAGGAUUGAUGAAGGAUGUUUCUGAAAGGUUUGUUUCCAUUUUCCCACUCUAA
Naegleria gruberi is the source of this 2097-nucleotide messenger RNA. RefSeq lists its product as uncharacterized. Lineage: Eukaryota; Heterolobosea; Eutetramitea; Acrasida; Naegleriidae. Gene Ontology annotation, molecular function: protein binding. The record is from RefSeq and is a predicted model, not a curated record. The transcript has a single exon. Bases 1 to 2097 code for a protein of 698 amino acids.